UAGAUUAGAUUAGAAGAAAAGUUAGGGUGAAGGAAGACGCGUGCGUGGAUAAUAUAGAGAAUAGUAAUGUAAUGGCAGAGCAAAGUGGUGCAGAGUUGAUUGAUCGAUGAUUGAUGAUGGUUCGGGCGUCGGUGAAGGUGGGUUCCGCCAAGUUCGUAGUGAUCUGCGUGGGGCUUUUGGGCUUCGCUCUCGUCGCCGACUUUCUAUGGGCCUCUACCUCUUCCACUCUUCCCACCUCCACCAAACCCUCCGCAUUUGUGGUUCCCUCCAACCACAAUAAGAAGAAAUAUGAGAAUGCCACUGCUUCUGGAAGAUUCCUUGCCGCGGCUUACGCCGAUUUGGAUGCGCCGCAGCUCAAGUGGCAAAAGAUGGCUCCUGCUCCCGUCCCUCGCCUUGACGGAGCCGCUAUUCAGAUUCGGGAUCUCCUCUUUGUUUUCGCCGGCUACGGCACCAUCGAUUUCGUUCAUUCUCAUGUUGAUGUAUAUAAUUUUACUGACAAUACUUGGGGAGGAAGAUUCGACAUGCCGAAAGAGAUGGCGCACUCGCAUUUGGGAAUGGUGACCGAUGGAAGAUACAUCUAUGUGGUGACUGGACAGUAUGGCCCGCAAUGCAGAGGUCCUACUGCUCAUAACUUUGUGCUCGACACUCAAACUAGGAAAUGGCGGGAUCUACCUCCUUUGCCGGUACCUAGAUAUGCACCAGCAACUCAACUUUGGAGGGGUAGACUUCAUGUGAUGGGUGGCAGUAAGGAGAAUCGACAUACACCUGGAUUAGAACACUGGAGUCUUGCUGUGAAGGAUGGAAAAGCUUUAGAAAAUGAGUGGAGGAGUGAGAUACCCAUUCCCCGUGGAGGACCUCACAGGGCUUGUGUUGUGGUUGAUGAUCGUCUUUAUGUUCUUGGUGGUCAAGAAGGAGAUUUUAUGGCCAAACCUGGGUCACCUAUUUUCAAGUGCUCACGCAGACAAGAGGUGGUUUAUACUGAUGUUUACAUGUUGGAUGAUGAUAUGAAGUGGAAAACGCUGCCUCCAAUGCCAAAAGCAAACUCACAUAUUGAAUUUGCUUGGGCGCUUGUAAAUAACUCCAUUGUCAUUGUUGGAGGCACAACAGAGAAGCACCCUAUAACCAAGAAGAUGGUUUUAAACGGAGAAGUAGUCCAGUUUAACUUGAAUACUUUGAAGUGGUCAGUGAUUGGAAAAUUACCAUACCGGGUGAAAACCACUCUAGUUGGAUUUUGGAAUGGAUGGUUGUAUUUCACUUCAGGACAGAGAGACAAGGGACCUGAUGAUCCAUCACCAAAAAAGGUCAUUGGGGAGAUGUGGAGAACAAAAUUAAAAUUGAAUGAGUGAGCAAUUGCUGUAGAAGCGUCUUUCUCCGGAAGCAGAGGUGAAGAGGCCAAAAUAUUGCACAUUCUUUGUCAGUACAAUAUUCAUUGUUGUAAUUCACUGAGAAUGACUGUAAUUUAAUUCGACAUUAACAGUUGUCACCGACUCUUGUAUUUCUUUACCAAUCGGCUUUUGUAUUUCUUUCCCCACAUAUUCUUAGCUUUUAGGUAUCCAUCUAUUCAAGUAAAUAUUGACAGAUGAACUUCGUUUAUGUUAAUUGUAAUUCUUAUAGGCUUAUUAUUAAAGAGAAGAAUAUGACAUAUGUUCAUUCUACUUGGAUCA
Molecule: messenger RNA, 1664 nt
Organism: Glycine soja
Lineage: Eukaryota; Viridiplantae; Streptophyta; Magnoliopsida; Fabales; Fabaceae
Product: kelch repeat-containing protein At3g27220
Exons: 6
Coding region: 114-1346 (410 amino acids)
Molecular function (GO): protein binding
Source: RefSeq, a predicted model, not a curated record